Drosophila willistoni is the source of this 2565-nucleotide messenger RNA. It is a transcript of the gene hay, whose product is annotated as general transcription and DNA repair factor IIH helicase subunit XPB. The transcript is spliced from 3 exons. Gene Ontology annotation, molecular function: ATP binding; DNA binding; hydrolase activity. Gene Ontology annotation, biological process: nucleotide-excision repair; transcription initiation at RNA polymerase II promoter. Gene Ontology annotation, cellular component: transcription preinitiation complex; transcription factor TFIIH holo complex; nucleotide-excision repair factor 3 complex. Lineage: Eukaryota; Metazoa; Arthropoda; Insecta; Diptera; Drosophilidae. The record is from RefSeq and is a predicted model, not a curated record. The coding region runs from base 84 to 2498 and encodes 804 amino acids.
UUAUGGUCACUGUAGAUCUGGCAGUCGACCGGCUAAGGUGAAGAAUUUAUGUGCGUUGUGAAAUUUAUUUAAUUUUUUUCGAAAUGGGACCGCCAAAAAAAUCAAAAAAGGAGCGCAGCGGUGGGGAUAAGUUCGCCAAGAAGCGGCGGGCCGAAGAUGAGGCCUUCACCCAGCUCGUUGAGAUGGAGAAUGACAGCAAUGAUGCCCCCGAGGCUGAAGGAGUACCAGGAGCAGCGUCUAAGAAUGCGGAAGCCAACGAUGAUAAUAUCGACACAGAUGAAUACGGGGCCAAAGACUAUCGCUCCCAGAUGCAAUUGCGUCAGGAUCAUAGCAAUCGUCCACUCUGGGUGGCACCCAACGGACAUGUCUUCCUCGAAUCCUUCUCACCGGUGUAUAAGCAUGCCCACGACUUCCUUAUUGCCAUAUCAGAGCCAGUAUGCCGACCGGAGCACAUCCAUGAGUACAAGCUAACUGCAUAUAGUCUCUAUGCCGCUGUCUCAGUGGGCCUGCAAACCCAUGACAUUAUCGAGUAUCUAAAACGUCUCAGCAAGGCGACCAUUCCCGAGGGCAUUAUUGAGUUUAUACGUCUCUGUACUCUAUCCUAUGGUAAAGUUAAAUUGGUUUUGAAGCACAACAAAUACUUCAUCGAAUCGCCGCAUCCGGAGGUGCUGCAAAAGCUACUCAAGGAUCCGGUUAUUCAAAAGUGCCGACUUAUACGGAAUGAGGGCGAGGAAUUCAUUCAAGGUACAAUGGAUGGCAAAGCGAUUACCCAAUUUGGCACAAAAUUACCUCCUACAGCUGCUGGGGCAGGCACAAAUCCUACAGAGGAAGCGGCCCCAUCAUCGGCAACGACUGGUGCCGAUGGUAAUACCGCUGUACCCGAUGACAUAACAAAUUUCUAUGAGAAAAUCGACAAGGAAGAGGAGGAUGAGGACGAGGCAAAUUUGAAAACCGUAUCCUUUGAGGUGGCCCAGGAGAAAAUUGAGGUAAUACAGAAACGUUGCAUUGAGAUUGAGCAUCCAUUGCUAGCGGAAUAUGAUUUUCGUAAUGAUACCCAUAAUCCGGACAUAAAUAUUGAUCUGAAACCCGCUGCCGUUCUGCGUCCGUAUCAGGAGAAGAGUCUUCGCAAAAUGUUUGGCAAUGGCCGUGCACGUUCCGGUGUAAUUGUCCUUCCAUGCGGUGCCGGUAAAUCUCUGGUCGGUGUCACGGCAUGCUGCACGGUGCGCAAACGUGCCCUGGUCCUAUGCAACAGUGGCGUAUCGGUGGAACAAUGGAAACAACAGUUCAAGAUGUGGUCCACAGCCGAUGAUAGUAUGAUUUGUCGCUUUACCUCAGAGGCCAAGGAUAAACCCAUGGGCUGUGGCAUCCUUGUGACCACAUAUUCCAUGAUAACACACACACAGAAACGUUCCUGGGAAGCGGAGCAGACAAUGCGUUGGCUUCAGGAACAGGAAUGGGGCAUAAUGGUCCUAGACGAGGUGCACACCAUUCCCGCCAAGAUGUUUCGACGCGUCUUAACCAUUGUCCAGUCCCAUUGCAAGCUCGGUCUGACCGCCACUCUGCUGCGUGAGGAUGACAAAAUAGCUGAUCUAAAUUUCCUCAUUGGACCGAAAUUGUAUGAGGCCAAUUGGUUGGAAUUGCAAAAGAAGGGCUUCAUUGCCCGUGUCCAGUGUGCCGAGGUCUGGUGCCCCAUGUCGCCAGAGUUCUAUCGAGAAUACCUGACAACAAGGACAUCGAAAAAGAUGCUGCUGUAUGUGAUGAAUCCCUCCAAGUUUCGUAGUUGUCAAUUUCUCAUUAAAUACCAUGAACAAAGAGGCGACAAAACGAUUGUCUUCUCGGACAAUGUAUUUGCUCUGAAGCAUUAUGCCAUCAAGAUGAACAAACCCUUCAUCUAUGGACCCACUUCACAGAAUGAGCGUAUACAGAUUAUCCAGAAUUUUAAAUUUAAUGCCAAGGUCAGUACGAUAUUUGUAUCGAAAGUGGCCGACACCAGUUUCGAUUUGCCCGAGGCGAAUGUUCUCAUACAGAUAUCCUCGCAUGGUGGUUCUCGUCGUCAGGAAGCACAACGUUUGGGCCGUAUUUUGCGUGCCAAAAAGGGCGCCAUUGCCGAGGAAUAUAAUGCAUUCUUCUACACUCUCGUCUCGCAGGAUACCAUGGAGAUGAGCUAUUCCCGGAAACGUCAACGUUUUUUGGUCAAUCAAGGUUAUAGCUACAAAGUGAUUACCCAUCUCAAAGGCAUCGAUACGGAACCUGAUUUACUAUAUGGCACCCAAGAGGAGCAGGGCCAAUUGUUGCAAUUGGUGCUAUCUGCUUCCGAUAUGGAUUGCGAAGAUGAGAAGAUGCCAGGCGAGCCUGGAUAUCGUGCUGGUGGUGGCGGUACCACAAAAAGAACUGGCGCUAUCAGUUCCAUGUCGGGUGGCGAUGAUGCCGUCUACUAUGAAUAUCGACGCAAGAAUACUGGAAGUGUUCAUCCUCUUUUUAAGAAAUUCAGAGGAUAAAUCACAUAUCCAAACAAAAACUUGUGUCUAAACCAUAAAUAAAGUUCAAUCAAAACAAAAAACAAAA